AUGGUUGACCAGACGGUCAACUCGAUUGAUAAAUUUCAAAAUAACCCGCAUUGGAAUAACCACUACUACGCCUUCUAUCUUGGACCGGCGCUAGUCAUUUCCAUUAAUAUGGAAGUUUAUGUAGACACUUACAAUUAUUUGUUUAAAAAUACCACACUACAGCAUGACCAAGAAACUUGGCUAAUCGACCGACUAAGGGAAGCUAACAAACCGGAAGCGCGGAAAAAACACCCGUGGAUCAUUGUCUUUGGCCACCAGCCACUGUACUGCUCCAGCUCAAGACAGGACGGCUCCUGUACGACUGAUGCUGAACAAACUCGCGACGGUUUGGAGGACAUCUUCUACCGGUGGGGCGUGGACAUCGUCAUUGGAGCGCACAUCCACAACUACGAACGCGAGUAUCCAAUGUACAAGGGGAAGCGGGCCGUACAGUCGUACGAGGAUCCCUAUCGCAAUCCAAAAGGCCCAGUGUACAUUGUCUCCGGGGCAGGGGGAUGCCCUGAGAAGAUUGACGUCCAGUUCUUCCCUCGACCUGACUGGAACGCCUUUGCCGACUCUCAGUUUGGCUACGGCAUUCUGGAGAUUGUUAACCGAACAACGGUGGUCUACCAGCAGAAGGCAAUCAUCUACGACUGUACUUGUGACUACCCACUGCAAGUCAUCGAUCAGGUGGAAAUCGUACAAGAGCAUCAUGGCCCAUUUGCCAAGUUUGAGUAA
Rhagoletis zephyria (snowberry fruit fly) is the source of this 717-nucleotide messenger RNA. RefSeq names its product acid phosphatase type 7-like. Lineage: Eukaryota; Metazoa; Arthropoda; Insecta; Diptera; Tephritidae. The record is from RefSeq and is a predicted model, not a curated record. Gene Ontology annotation, molecular function: hydrolase activity.